Molecule: messenger RNA, 6731 nt
Organism: Bicyclus anynana (squinting bush brown)
Lineage: Eukaryota; Metazoa; Arthropoda; Insecta; Lepidoptera; Nymphalidae
Product: nucleolar pre-ribosomal-associated protein 1
Exons: 3
Coding region: 86-6007 (1973 amino acids)
Biological process (GO): maturation of 5.8S rRNA from tricistronic rRNA transcript (SSU-rRNA, 5.8S rRNA, LSU-rRNA); maturation of LSU-rRNA from tricistronic rRNA transcript (SSU-rRNA, 5.8S rRNA, LSU-rRNA)
Cellular component (GO): nucleolus
Source: RefSeq, a predicted model, not a curated record
CAGUCAAAAAAAAUGUCAUUUGUCAAAUACACGUGCGAUCAAUACUUGCUACAUUUUUUAAUAAUGCAGUAAAUAAUAAAAUAAAAUGGCCAAAAGAAAAUACGAUAGUGAACCAAAAGGCAGUGCAAAGAAAAGUAAAAGUGUUGCAGACAGUGAACACUUGGAUAGCAAAGAUGUCGACUCCGAGCAACCACAAAAUGAUGAGAAAUUUGAAAAUCGACCAACAAAAUCCAUUAAACCGAAUUUAUUUGAUAUAAAACACUUUCGGAAAGAGCUAUCAGGAAAGCAGGGUCAAACAAUGGCCCUAACCCAGUUUCUGCAAGUUUGCCUGAACCCAGACAGUGAUGUGGAUUAUAUGCUGGAGUACUUGAAAGUUGGCGGCAACUCUCAUGAGAUCUUGAGACAAAUUUCUCAGGAUAAUAAGAAGAACCUAACAUUAGCAACACCAGUGUUCCACUUAUUCCAUCUGAUCAUACUAAAAGUGCAGUCUUCACUGCCACACAUGAUUGUUAUAACAGAGGAAGCUUGUCGUUACUUUCUUAACACAUUUAUACCAACUGUUGAAAUUAUGAUAAGUGAAAAUUCAGGCCCAAGGCAUAGGAAGAUUAUACUCAACCUUCUUACAUCUAUGGUUACGUUAAAUUCUGAUUUGGGUGUAGAAGUUCUCAAUCAAGUUCCAUUAACACCUAAAAGCUUACAUUAUAUAGUUGAGAAACAGAAUUACAAAGAAAAGGAUAAUGUUCGAACUGCAUUUGUACAUUUCAUGACUUCGUUUCUUGUUGAUGGACAUUUACCACUAAUUAAAGCUUUGCUUGAAAAACAAGGUUUGCUAUCUUUAGUUAUACCUGGUUUAAUACAUGAUGAAUCAGUUGCUGUAUUGAUGUUUCUGAAUACUCUUAAAAAGAAUGUCAUUGACAAUACUUUGCUAACAAAAACUUUGAAAUUAAAAACAUUCAGUCACCAAGUUUUGCACAAUUUGUUCAAAUUGUUCACAUGGAGAGGACCUCCUGAUAAUGAACCAUCUUCUGAAACUAAAAAUGAAAUAAUGACAUUGAUAUUGGAUAUAAUACUUACUUUAUUUACUUCUCACAAGGUGGGACUUUAUUUUCAAGACAAUUCACUGGGUACUGGUGAUGUAAAUAAAAAUCAGAACCUUUAUAGAGCUUUGGAGAUGUUAAAAAAGCCUUGGGAGAAUGAAUAUCAAUGUGAAGCUGUUCUUGAAAUUGUUUAUAGAUGCCCUGAUCUUCAUAGAGCAGUAAUAAAUGUUAUUGAACAAACUUUUCAACCUAACCACUCGCCUGCAUGGGCAAGAGUUGUUGAAUUUAUUUUGAGAUUAUUAGACAAGUUAAAACCUGAAAACAUGGUGUCUAAGUUGGUAGACCUUAAUCCUGUCCAAACUGCAAAUUUUAUUCGAUUUAUAACCAUGCCUGUAUCAUUGCUAAAGCAAAUUAAAGCAGGGAAUGAAAUGGAUCAUAUUAUAUCUUUGUACUGUAUGAAAGUAUUAGUGAAAAUGUUACAAACAUUAAAACGAUACAUGCAAUUGCUUGAAUUGGAAGAAACACCUGUUAAGAUUUUGGAACUUAAGAAUAAAUUGGAAAUUUUUCUUCCAAAACAUAUGCCUGCUCAAGAAACUAUUGUCUCUUUAAUGAAUGAUGUUAUUAAUGAUCGCUAUGAAAAUUCAACUUCAAGUGAUUAUAGAUUACCAAGACCAACAAAUGCUGACUCUCUAUUGUCACUUUUAGAUAUAUUACUCCUUAAUAAUUCUAUUUAUCCUGCUUUCUUUGAAUCACUGGAUGGAUCAUUCGAAAUCAAAAAGAUUCUCGAUUUCUGCACAAGCUCAGACAGUACACUUUUAAAAUAUAAAGCCGUCUCUUUGUGUCAAAUUUUGUACACUACUUCACUGUCAGUUAACAAUCCAAUGUUUAAGAACCUGUUUCUUAUGAUUCUUGAAGUAUAUACUAGUGAAGAAGAUGACACAUGGAUAGAAGCUAAAGACACAUUGCAGAUGUUCUUUAGGUGUACCGGAAUAUAUGAAAGUGAUGAAGAUGAAGUGCAAAUAAUGUUAUACUCAUUGAGAAAUUCCAAUUUGAACUUUGUAUCUGCAAUAGCUGAAGUCAUAGAACAUGUUUUAGAAAACAAUGAAGAAUUAUCUGAAUAUAUCAAUCAAGUUGUUAAUGCUGAGUUUUCAGAUGAAAUUUCUCAGUCAAAUUUAGAUACAUUAUUUAAUGAUUUAAUGCAAAAUAAAAAGAAAGUUGGCAGUGCUUUUGUAGAAACGAAAAUACCAUCACAAUUUAUUGUUGGUUGUAUACAUUAUAUAUAUUGUAGCAAAGAAGCCAAAAAAUCUUUGAAAUCAUUUUUAAAUCUAUAUGUAGCCAACUUACUACAUUGUAACUAUUCGCCUAAACUUACUGAAGGUUUGAUUGGUGAUUUUAAACUUGAUGUAAGAAGUUAUAUUGCUGACUGGACAGUCAAACCUGUGCCUAUACCUGAGGGUACAACUAAAGACGAAACACUACAAAACAUUUCUAAAUCUAUUAUGGAUAAUGAAGAUAUACCAUUAACAACAAUGUUUCCUGUAAUAGAGUCAUCAGAAGAAACUGAUUUGACACUCAUGAAUGUUAAAUAUAAAAUAGAUCCCACUAGAGUAAUCAUAAGCACAGAAUUAUUUGUUUGGGCAAAAUAUCUAAUAUUUUCUUUAGUCAGUUUAACCAAUAUGGGUCUACUGUUUGCUCAACAGGAGAAGAAAAUCGUUGUUUAUUUUAAAAUAAUUAUUGCUUUAGGAAAAAAGCAUCACAUGAUAAACGUGUGUAGGGACAUUGUUCAAAAUUUAUUUAGAAAUGCUCACGUUUUGAAAAUAUAUCAACCAAUAGAUUGUAAUAAAAAUCCGUCUAAAGCAUUGGCAACUGAAGUUUUGCUGCAAAUCAUGGAUUACAGUCCAGAUAUUGUAAAUUACCUCAACAAAAAGAAUUCAAUUCUCAGAUCUUAUCAGCAAAAGACGUUCAGCGAAAUAACAAAGGCUUUUGCAAAAAUUAAUAAAAAGAAAGACGUAAGCAGUCGUCUUUUAGUCGUGGUGCUCGAUACAAUAGGAUUGUCUACAGAAGACGAUCUAGUAGUAUUUGAUAAUAUAUUGGCAACUAAUAUUGAAAUUUUAUGUUCGAAAGACAAAGAACCGACUUUUGUUUUUGAUUUGCUCAGAAUACUAAUUGAAAAAUAUUCUAAAUCUACUACAUUGGAAAUUUCAAAUGAAAUACUGGACAAAUGCAUGGAUUUUUAUUUUGCGUUACUUACAUAUAAAAAGGCAACUCCUAAUUUGACGAAUGUUGAAGAACCAUUAAUAGAAUAUUUUGAAAACAAACCGCAUCAGGCGAUACGCGUCAGCACUGAAGAUUUCAAUAAGUUCUUUCAUGCUAAUACUGUGAGGAAAUCAACUUCACAACUUGCUGCAGUUUUACUCAAGCACAAUAAUAAACUUAGUGACGUCUUUAAAAAAGAAAUCGAAAGGCCUGAAAUAUUGAGUCAAAGAGAAUUAACUUUGCCUUUAGGUAAUGCUCUCAUUAACCACAGCCAAUUUUUGACAGAUAAUAAUGAAAUUUUGAAAAUAAUCUACGGAGAAUAUAAAAGUAACAUCAAGAAGUUUUUGGAAAAACCUCACAAGGCUGGCCAAGUGUAUAUUAAUUCUUCGAAAUUCCUAACAAAACUAGUCGUCGAAUGUAUGGAUGUUCAAGAUUGCGAGACUUUAUUUUCAAAAAGCCACAAGUUUGAAACGGUCGAUUUGAGUCAUAUAGAAUUGUUUCAUGUCGUAUUUUUAAGAAUCUGUGUUCACGAACAGUCGUAUAAGAACGAGUAUUUGAUUCACUACUUUUUAUCGAUAUUACAUUUGACUAUGAUGGCUAUCAAAGAAAGUGAAACCAAUAUUUUGGACGUAUUGUGCAAGCACAUUUGCAACAUUGUAGAAAUAACGAAACAGAAAGUAGCCGUUCAAGUCACCGAAGAAAGCGAAUUCAGAAAGAUAACAGAAAGCGGUAUUUGGCAGAACUUAUGUAAAACUGUCCUAAAAGAUUCUUUAAAAGUGCGAACUCUGCAUAACGACAAUAUGAUUGAACAGAAAUUUCUAUCUCUACUGUCGAAUUUAGUAAAACUUUUUUAUCCACAUGACCACGAAGACAUCGUCAAUAUUUUUGACAUGGUAACGUCGCAUUCGGAAUUCUUGAAUGUGAUGUUGAGUCAUCACAGUCCGGACAUAAAAUUGCGUUUACUGGAGCUACUGUUCAUCCUCAUUUCGAAAAAUAAAUCCGUAAUGAAAACCCAACAAAUUCCUGUUUACCUGAGCGCCUAUCACGCGACAAGGAGCUCGUGCGAUCGACUUCUAUUAAGCAUACUCCACUUUUACGAAGCCAAUGGUUUGCCGGUGAACGAGUACAAACCGUACAUAUGGGGAGAUUCGGCGGCGAACCAUUACGCAGUUCGCAAGUCUAGAACGUCUACUCUGUGGGGGCAUCCGACACCGAAUCAGGUUUUGAAUCUAUUGGAGAAAGAUAGAAUCCAAAAGACCGUAAAACUAUUUCCCGUGAAUCAAAAAUUGGAUUACAAUUGUCAGUUACCGGAUAGUUUGAACGAUGCGUCGGUGAAAAUUUUUCUGUAUAAAAUAAUGCGCAAUCGAAAGACAAGUCCUAAAGAUAUGGAAGCGACUAUCAAGAACUUAGUUUCUAGGAAUGAAUCUAGUCAAAUUUUGUCGUCGAUGAAAGAGAAAGCCUUCGUUAUGCAAUCUCACAUAGAGGAAGAUGAAACGAUAUAUGACCCAGCGUUCUUGUUUCCCCUGGUGAGCCACCUGCUGGCGCCCGGGUCCGUGGCGUCGUCGUUCCGCCUGCUGCGGUCGGGGCUGCUGUCGGUGCCGGUGAUGGGGCUGAGCUCGCACUGUCCGCUGAUGCGCGCGGCGGCGUACCACGUGCUGCACAGGUUCUACAUGCUACUGGAAACUGAAACGCGACACAAAAACGACAAACUCCUGCUCACUGAUUUCAUAACGACGUUACGACAAAGUCUAUCUACUGCCAUAAACAAUCCACCAGAGGACGAGUUGAUGGAGGUGAAAAAUCCUCGCCUACCCGCAAUAGGCGCCUUGUAUUUGGCGCGAGCGCUCAUGGUGUGCACGUCUCCCACGGAACCGCUGUACAAACCCGUCAACAACUUCUUGAUAGCGAAACAAUUCGUUGAUCUAACCGUUGUGCCGGAUUUCCUCAGUCUCUUCCACGACAGUGAUGUGGAAGCUGAGAAAAGAAGGCACUGGAUCCUCGACGUGAUAAAGGACGGGACGAAGACUUUAACGGAUGUCAAUGUGGUGUUCAAAACCAUGUGCUUAAAGAUGAUUAUGGAUUUCUUCAGCACGACCAUCGCCGAUUCUAGGAGUAAAGUGAAAAUUUUGGGGACGCUCAAUGCGAUCGUCGCAGUGCCCCGAGCUUGUGAGAUUUUGAUUGACGGCUACGGAUUAGUGUCUUGGCUGCAUUUUGUGUCUCGAAACAUUGAGAAACACGACACGUCAAUACUGAAAGGGAUUUUGGUUUUCAUAGAGAAUUUGAUUUACAGCACAUCUUUCAAUUUAUUCUCUAGACAUUGCGCAAAUUUUCGCGUUGAAGACUAUUCGAAGAUAGACAGUUUGACAGAGUUCAAUGUUAAAAACGAUGUUGAAUUGGAGUUGAUAGUAAUACUUUACGAUUUGUUGCCUCACGUCGAAUGGUUGAAUGUGGAUGAUAUAAUCAAUUAUGUGAAAUUGUAUAAUUUGAUAUCUAAACGUACGAUGAAGUGUAUGCGUAAGAACCAAGUGGUGAAUGUUGUGACCAAAUGCAGUGAGGACAUUAGGCAUUUGGAAAGUGUGAAGUUUAUUCGAAAAGCCGUUUUAUUGGAGAACAGUGUAAUGUUGAACAGUAAAAUACUCGACAGGGAGAUUGAGACCAGUGAAGACAGAUUGUGCUAUGAACUUAAACUUUUAGUACAGAAUUAUUCUGAAUAACAUGGACUAGUGACUGGAGCGUGUUCCAAUAGUACAUUAUGAUGUAAAUGCGGUAAGUUGAGAAUUACAGCCGAGGCGAUAUUGCAGCUCGAGCCAAAUGCGAGAGCUUUAGUAAGGAAGCAGAGGCUGUAAUUAUCAAAGCGCACUUAUGUCAUAAGACGUUUUAUAACACAUUUGCAAGGAAACACACUUUCUGAAAAUGAAUUUGCAUCUUUGCCUGUUUUCCUUAUGAUGACAUUUUGAUACGCUUGUAGUUUUUGCACAGAUAACGAAAUGCGCUCACCAGCGUUUGUUAUUUUUUAGACAAAUGCACCAAAAACAGCCAGUAUUACUAAUAAAUUAUAUUUUUGUUAUUCUGAUACAGAUAAAUUGUUGACAUUUAUUAAUUUAUGAAAAUUAUUAAAAUUAAAGAAUUAAAUGUUUUUUUUAUUAUAUUGUAUCUCACAAAGUUAAUUUUAUUCAUAAAAUGUUGAGCACUUUUUUGACAUAAAAACUCUGCCAAGAUUUAAAAAAGUACCGUUCGUUAUUAGAUGUAUGAGAAAGGUUUUAUAUUACAUUACGACACAUGUGCGUAAUGAGAUACAUUGAAAUUGGUGAAAUAAGCGAUACUUUGCGAGCAAAUGUGUUAUAAAAUAUAUAUUUUCUGUAAAAAAGACUCUUUGUGUACCUACUUAUAUUUGUAUUGAAUGUUUAUAAGAAAUAUAAAUGUUUCGUAUUGUAAUUA